Messenger RNA from Trichomycterus rosablanca, 4533 nucleotides. It is a transcript of the gene f2r, whose product is annotated as coagulation factor II (thrombin) receptor. Gene Ontology annotation, molecular function: thrombin-activated receptor activity. Gene Ontology annotation, biological process: positive regulation of Rho protein signal transduction; phospholipase C-activating G protein-coupled receptor signaling pathway; positive regulation of blood coagulation. Gene Ontology annotation, cellular component: plasma membrane. The transcript has 2 exons. The coding region runs from base 50 to 1222 and encodes 390 amino acids. NCBI's taxonomy places the organism in Eukaryota, Metazoa, Chordata, Actinopteri, Siluriformes, Trichomycteridae. The record is from RefSeq and is a predicted model, not a curated record.
GCGGGGUUUUGUUAUAGCGGCGCUUCUGCCUGUGAUCACAGCAGCCACGAUGCUGCCCAGUAACGAUACCCAGAAUAUCGCCCGGUCCUUUUCAGGAUUUUUUGUGAUGGUCACAGACGAGCCAUUUGAAUAUCUGGAUGUGCAGGAGGGCAGCGGGUCAGGCUUUAAUGACCGAGAGCAGCGCCCAGUGGCUAAAAAGCACUACUACAUUUCUAAAGAGGCAUCUCAGUUCCUCACAAGUCAUCUGGCGACCGUGUUCAUCCCCACCGUCUACGUGCUCGUGUUCAUCAUCAGUGUCCCUCUAAACCUGCUGGCACUUUUUCUGUUCGUUCAUCGUAUCCGACCCAAAAAGCCCGCUGCCAUCUACAUGCUGAACCUGGCGUGUGCUGAUCUGCUCUUCGUGCUGCUGCUUCCUUUCCGGAUCGCCUACCAUUACAACGGCAACAACUGGAUCUACGGAGCUGGCAUGUGUCGCAUCGUCACCGCUGCCUUCUAUUGCAACAUGUACUGCUCUGUACUGCUGAUCACGUGCAUCGCCGUGGACCGCUUCCUAGCCGUCGUCUACCCCAUAGACUCACUAACGUGGCGCAGCCCCAGAACCGCUUCAGUCGCCUGUGCUGCCAUGUGGUUUCUUUCCAUCGGCGGGGUCAUGCCUCUGUUGGCUACAGAACACACCGUACACUUAGAUGACCUGCGCAUCACGACGUGUCAUGACGUCCUGGACGUCGAGCACCUCCGCGGCUACUACCUGUACUUCUUUCCUGUCUUCUGCUCGCUCUUCUUCUUCAUCCCUUUUAUCUUCACCACGGUGUGCUACAUCCGAAUCAUCCAAGCACUGUGCGCGGCCGGGGUGGGAAGCAGCACCCAGAAGUCCCGCGCUGUGGCCAUGGCGGCCACCGUGUUCAGUGUCUUCGCCGCCUGUUUUGCACCCACCAACAUCAUCCUGCUGACACACUACAUCGGCUUUGCCAACACGGGCGAAGAAGGUUCGUACGUCGCUUACUUAGUGGCCACGUGUGUGGGGAGUGUAAGCUGCUGCAUCGACCCUCUGGUCUACUAUUUCGGCUCGUCACGCUGCCAGAAGCAAAUUCUGACUUUCUUCAGGUGUCGCUCGGGAUCAGGAGACGGGCACUCGCAGCUCAGCAGCGGGAGCACAAGAUCCAGCAAACUGGAGGCUUUCAAAAGCAACCUAGGUGAUCAGUACAAGCAGCUGAUGGCAUGAACAUGAGCCAGUGAAAAAGGACUUAUGUGCCUCAUACAUACAUCCCUAACGAUAUGUCAUGUAUGUGCGAUGACCAGGGACCUUGACUUUUCCCUGUAGUGAGAAUAGAUUAGUCCACCUACAGCACAGGAGUAAUUGAAGUAGAACCAAUUACUAGACGUACAAAUACCAAAUACUGCACACUUUCCAUACUCCUAAUGUAAUGCUCUUAUACUAAAUAAUCCUAUUACUUCCAGACAUGUGGACACAUUUAGUUAAUUUAUUACUGAGAAAAUAUGCCAGCAAAAAUCGUCCUAUAAUACUGCACCCAAGCAUAAAUAAUCAUAAACAGAAAAUAUUCAGCUCCACACAAUGCCAAAAACGAUUGAUCUUACUAGUUUAAUGAGUUCAGGUUCAGUAUAUAAGCUUAGAUAAGAUAUUCUUUAUUUGUCAUAUAUACAUAUACAGGUGUACAGUACAAUGAAAUUCUGUCUUUACAUAUCCCAGCUCGUUUGGAAGCUGGGGUCAGAGCGCAGGGUCAGCCAUCGUACGGCGCUCCUGGAGCAGACGGGGUUAAGGGUCUUGCUCAACGACCCGACAGUGGCUGCAUAGCAGAGCCUGGAUUUAACCCGCCAAUCUUCCGGCUGAUAGCCCACUAGGCUACCACUGUCCCUAUGUUAGUAGUGUAUGGCCAGAAGGAUGCAAUUUAUCUGAGUAGUAGCAUCAUUAGUGUUACCAACAGAAUCUUCCGAUCUUUUUGAGUCUAUAGAUAGCAAAACAACAACACAUUCAUUGUGUUUCUGGUUAGAUUUGGUGUUUGUGUAAGUUUAUAAAAUGUACAGUUGCAUUAGUAUAUUUUACAGUUGUUUUACUAAUAUAUUUGGGGGUUUGGCUGGCUAUUAUCUGUAAUCGGAAAUUAUAACCUGUACUGUGACAGGAAUGUUUAGUUGGGGCUUAUUUAAAGAUUUAAAUUGACAUUUAAAGCAUUUAGCAGUAAUUUGUAUCCAAAGCAACCAGCACUUGUGACCAAAUACAACCCAAACAACAAUUGAGGGUCGAGGUCAAUGAUCCUAAGGUCACUAUAUACAGUGCUAUAAACAGUGACCAAGGGUCCUAACUUGAGAUUUGUACAAUUGUGACAAUACAAGGCAAGCAACAUAGGCCCAAUAAUUAGCCCAACAGAGGCAACAUCAUCAGUACUUUAACCUCUGAACCGGGCGGCACGGUAAAGAAGGCUCACAGCAAGAAGGUUGGAUUCCCAGGUGGAGCGGUCCGGGUCCUUUCUGUGCAGUUUGCAUGUUCUCCCCGUGUCUGCGUGGGUUUCCUGCAGGAGCGCCAGAGGUGAAUUGGAGAUACAAAAUUGUCCAUGACUGUGUUUGAUAUUAAAGACGUGAACUGAUGAAUCUUGUGUAACCAGUAACUACCUGUCCUGUCAUGAAUGUGACCAAAGCGUGUAAUAAACAAAUAGCCGCUAUACCACCACUGCCAAAUAAGUUCAAUGGAAAAGUUGUUCUAGUCUUAGUUGUUUGCCACAUCUUUAACAUAUCUAUUAUUAUUACUAAAAUAUCCAGCAAAAUGCAAAAAUAUAUGUGAAACACAAUAUUUUAAAGUUAUACCCAAACAAUCCUAUUUAAUUACCCAUCCACCACAGGUCAUUUCCCCAGGUUUAUUCAGACCCGAGUGAAAUUCCUCCCCACAUUGCACAGGUGGUUCUACAAAUGCAUAAUUGUACAACCUAAAAUCAGAAAAAGUUGGGACAGCAUGGAAAAUGCAAAAAAAAAAAAAAAAAAAGAUAUUUCAUGUUUUGUCUGGUCAACUUCAUUUAAUUUGUUAAUAAGCAUCCAUUUCUGCAUUUCGGGUCUUCAACACAUUCCAAACAAAGUUGGGACAGUAGCAUUUACCAGCAGUGCCGCCUGGGGGAUCGAAGAUCACUGACGUUUAGCUUAAGCUUGUGCCUUUGGCCUUUACGCCCCGAAAUUCCCCCUGAUUCCUUGAAUCAUUUAAUGAUAUUAUGCACUGUAGAGGGAGAAAUAUGCAAAUCCCUUCCAAUCUUUCUUUGAGGUUCAUCGUUUUUAAACAUUUCAAUCAUUUUCUCACACAUUUGUUGACAAACUGGAGAUCCUCUGAUCAUCUUUGCUCAUUAAUGACAUCACCUGUUUGGAAUCACAUUAUUAUUUAGUUUUUUCACCUCAUUACUAGCCCUAAAUUACCCCCGUCCCAACUUUUUUUGGAAUGUGUUGCAGGCCUGAAAUGCAGGAAUGGAGGUAUAUUAACAAAUGACAUGAAGUUGACCAGACAAAACAUGAAAUAUCUUCGAGUUCAAACUGUCUGCAAUCAAAUAAAAGUCAAAGUAAAUGUAAGGAACACUGUGUUUUUAUUGUAUUUGCAUUUUCCAUACUGUCCCAACUUUUUCUGAUUUGGGGUUGUAAAUAAAAAAUAUUAGUUUAUGCAGAUAAGGUGAAGGCUACAUGCAAGCUGUGUUUAAUCAGUAGCAUAUAAAACUAAUGGAAAUCAAUUUGUACUGAAUUAGAAGAGAUACACAUGCUAAUUUCUUAUCAUAGUGCAAGCCUGUCUGAUUCAGGUAUGAGCUUAGGCAAAAGGCUCCAUGAUAUGCUCAUUGGUUUGAAAAUAUUUACUGUAUGCAUGUGUGCACACUGCUGAUCUUUCUAAAUUGGAAAAUACUGUGGCAAACAUGAUAGUGUGUAUCGAAUCAUGAAGUUUGUGUAUCUGUAUACUUUUUACUACUUUUUACUUCCUAAUUUAGUGUAGGAAGGUCAGCUGAGAGUACAGAUUCAAAUGCACUCUUGUCUGUUUUAUUCUUACACCUUUAAUGUUAGUGUAAUAGUUGUACUGUUAAAUCUGUAUAAUAUUGUGUUUUACAUUUAUUAAUAAUAUCUAACAGCAACCCCUGAACCCCUUUCUAUAUGAAGUCCUCUCAGUACAGAAUAACAUGCUGAAAUUGUCUGUAGUAUUUGCUCAUAACUCAUUGUAAGACAUUGUAAAAUAUUCAUUUAACAGAUGACAUACCACUGUGUAAAUGUAAAUAUAAGCUUCUGCAUUUUUUCUAAUAAUGUCUAUUUUGUUACCUUUUUCCUUUUAGUAUAUUUACAGGAAUAUUUCAUACUAAAUACAUGUCAGAUAUUACAUAGUUUUCUAGGUUUAAGUGCUUAGGACUACUAUGUAUGCCGUUAAAGAGGACCAGCUGGCUGGACCAAGAAAUCACAUGCGGAAUUGUUCACACUAUAAACUGCACGAUCAUUAUUAAAAUUGUGUUAUGUAAGCUCAUGUAACCUACUGCUAACUGUGAUUAAAAUGAAAUCAAUAACUGAGAA